Molecule: messenger RNA, 1721 nt
Organism: Camelina sativa (false flax)
Lineage: Eukaryota; Viridiplantae; Streptophyta; Magnoliopsida; Brassicales; Brassicaceae
Molecular function (GO): RNA binding
Source: RefSeq, a predicted model, not a curated record
AAAAAGGGAGAACAGAGUACACUGUGCGUCAUCCGAAUUCUUCGUUUUAAUGCCCAAGGCCAAAAUCACUGAGUACUCAAAAAAGUUCUUCGUUGAUGCUGAGCUGUCAGGAGGAGCCAGAAAGUGCAUGGAGUGUGGGUUUUGUUACUGCGACAACUGCAGAACAGAAUGGCACUAUAACAUGACAUGUGAUGAAUUCCGUGAAACAGAGACUUAUCAGACAUCUCCUGCGGCACGUUUAGAAGCUAAGGCUAAGAGAUUAGGAUGGAGGAUAUGCAGGAAUUGCAAGUCGAUGCUUGUAAUUGAUCUACAUUGCAACCGGAUUACCUGCUCAUGCGGAUACCAGUUCUGCUACGUCAGUGAAGCUGAGUGGAACAAGGAAACCGGAUGUUGUUCCUAGGGAACAUGUGUUUGUGUUGAGGGGGUUUAAUUUGUGAUCUUAUAGAAGAAAUGUGACAGGAAAAAGAGUUCGGUUUAAUUAAUAUCCUUGUAUUUUGGUUUGUUUAUUGGGUUUUAGCAAACGCAUAACCUUUUUUAAUUUAUCCAUUUGCGAGGGUAAAAAAAAAACAACAAGCCAAAUCGUUUGAUACUUUGAUAUACGAAAAAAAUCCAGAAGAUUAUAUUGGGCUUAGUCAGGGCGGAAUUAAAUACAAGGGCCGAUCGUUUGAUAUACGAACGAUGCCCUAACAAAGAAUCGUUUGAUGCUAAAUCCCCAAAUUAUUAAUUCAUAUUUUUACAGCAAAUUCACCACAUCAAACUGUUACCAAUCAGUCGGAGCCUUAAAACCUAGCAAGCCGCUCUUGUCAACUUCUCCAUGGACGAAUCCGUCAACAAGGGGAUGAAAUCGCUGUCACUGAAGGAUAGUAGUGAUGCAGCCAUUCCAAAAAGCCGUGAGAUAGGGAGAAUAUUCGUUUCGGGAUAUGACACGGCUCUUACUCGUGAUGUUGUCGAGAGCGCUCUGAGAAAACAUUUUGCUUCAUGUGGAGAGAUCACUGAUGUUUAUAUUCCAUCGAAUUUUAAAAAGGAUGCGAGAAUCUGGCAAAAUGCUCUUAUAUAUUUUGUGGGAGAGGGAGCAGUGGAUAAGGCUUUGCAACUUAAAGGAAGUGACGUGGAUGGAUGGACUGUCUCUGUUACUGCUUAUCCCUUUCCCAAAAAUGCAAACAGUUUCGGUAAUGUAAGAGUUGAAGGAUAUGACCCUUCCCUUAGUCAUGAUGAAAUCCUGAGCGCUAUGACUAAACUUUUCUCUUCUUACGGAAAGAUUAGUCCAGUCAUAUUUUCAGAUCGCUCAGUUAUAUUGCGUAUUCAGGGAAAAGACGCUGCAGAGAAGGUGCCUGAACUUAAUGGCAUCCUCAUCGAGGGACGCAAAUUAGAUGUUCGUCUUCUUUCUGGACUGAACAAAUCCACCCGCCACCAGCGCCGCUUACGUGGUGGUCUCAUUUGUGGCCGCAGAUACUUUCAAGGUAAGAAGAAGUUUAAGACAUCUGAUGAGUUGAAAGACUCUCUCUCUUAGGAGAAAGAGUAAAAGACAAAGCUCUCUAUCGUGUGGAUACGAUGCAACCUCUCUCUCUUUUACUUGUUAUGCUUCCCUUGUGGAUGUUAAAAUAAUAUCGAUAUUUUGUGCUGUUUAUCAAGUAUGAUAUUUUAUGUGUGGACUCAUCAUUAUCCGCCUUCGUUGUUUAUUUGUUUUCCCACUAUGAGUAUGAGCCCGUAUAAGAUUCGAA